Crotalus tigris (Tiger rattlesnake) is the source of this 5606-nucleotide messenger RNA. RefSeq names its product interleukin 1 receptor accessory protein like 1 (gene IL1RAPL1). The record is from RefSeq and is a predicted model, not a curated record. Gene Ontology annotation, biological process: negative regulation of exocytosis; signal transduction. The coding region runs from base 1004 to 3094 and encodes 696 amino acids. The transcript is spliced from 11 exons. NCBI's taxonomy places the organism in Eukaryota, Metazoa, Chordata, Lepidosauria, Squamata, Viperidae.
GUAACAGUUUCUUUAUGACUUGCAGCAAAGCAGGGAAUGCAUUCAGUCAAAUGAGCCAAUCUUGUCGAAACACUGGAAUCAUUUAUGCAUUGCAUUGCAGUUUCUCUUCGUCUUCUUCUUUCGUUCUCUCCUGCUCCCUCUUUUUAUCCCUCCUUUGUUGCCUGCCUUGGGAUAUUCCGAGUGGAUUGACGUUUUUCCUCAUGCUUGCUCUUUUGGUUUGUUGAUUUGUUAUUUUCACCGAAGAUUAGCAUCAUUCAAGGCAAACGGACAACUGUGGGGUUUCUCCUCCCUCCUGCUUUCCUCUUGUUUUUUUUUUUUUGGGGGGGGGGGGAAAGAAGCCUUCUGCCAUUCGAGUUUUAGGACCCAGGAGACAUCCUCUGAAACAGCAGGAACUGUGUGCUUUCCACAUAGCAGUACAGUGCAAGGAAAACCCCGUCGGAUUCGUUAUUGUAGGAUACUUGUGAAUAUACCCGGGAUUCUGGCUUCUUAUGGCUGUGCGGUGGCUUUGGAAUUUUUACAUGUGUUCUGAGAGGUUUUGAAAAGGCUCCCUGCUCAUAACCCAGGACUCCCUUUCUUGUCCCACAGCUCACAGACUUCUUGGCUCAUCGAUCUUUUCGUCCUCUUCACACGCUUCUAGCAAGCUUUUCCGUCUUCUUUUGCCUUUCAUCUUAUCGGCUAAUUUUAAUUUGGGCUUCUCACCUGGAUUGUACCAUCGGUGAACAACCUGGCCACGUUGAGGACCAGUAGGAAGCAAAUCUUGCAAGGGAUCUUUAGCUCUACAUGGAAUUAUCCGCUUGGAUGGUGAACUUGGCGCUUGUAAAUGGGCAUCUCUUUUCCCUUCUUAAUUGUUAGCAUCAGGGGAAAAAAAGAAUCCAGAGGAGUUCUUAAACAUCGUGGGUUCCCUGACUACGUAUUGUGAUGAUCAGUACUAAUCUUACUGACUGAUACCGGGAGAAGAAUUUUUGCAAGACUGUGGUGGGGAACAGCCUUGGAGAACUAGAAGAUGAAAGUUCCAAUUCCUCAUUUAAUUAUCCUCUAUGCUAGUCUUGUUCAAAGUUUGAAGGUUGUGACCAAAAGGGGUUCAGCAGAUGGAUGUACUGACUGGUCAGUGGAUUACAAAAAGUAUCAAGUCUUAGUGGGAGAACCUGUUCGUAUAAAAUGUGCAUUGUUUUACGGAUAUAUAAGAGCAAAUUAUACCAUCGCACAAAGUGCUGGACUCAGUUUAAUGUGGUACAAGAGUUCCGGACCUGGAGAUUUUGAGGAACCUAUCGCUUUUGAUGGAAAUAGAAUGAGCAAAGAGGAAGAUGCUAUUUGGUUUCGUCCAACACUGGCACAAGACAGUGGGCUUUAUGCAUGUGUCAUAAGAAACUCAACCUACUGUAUGAAGGUUUCCAUUUCACUGACAGUGGGUGAAAAUGAUACUGGUCUGUGCUACAAUUCAAAGAUGAAAUAUUUCGAAAAGGCUGAACUUAGCAAAAGCAAAGAAAUUUCAUGCCCCGACAUACAAGAUUUUUUAAUUCCAUAUAGAGAGCCAGAAAUCUUAUGGUAUAAGGAAUGCCAAGUCACAACCUGGAGACCAAGCAUUUUGUUCAAAAAGGAUACUCUUGUUAUCCGGGAGGUCACAGAAGAUGACAUUGGAAAUUACACUUGUGAAUUAAAGUAUGGUCUCUUUUCUGUCAGAAGAACCACAGAAUUAACUGUUACAGCUCCACUUACAGAAAAACCACCAAAGCUUUUGUAUCCUUUGGAGAGUAAACUGACAAUUCAAGAGACACAGCUGGGUCAUUUUGCUAAUCUAACUUGUCGAGCAUUCUUUGGAUACAGUGGAGAAGUCAGUCCUUUAAUGUAUUGGAUGAAAGGUGAAAAGUUUAUUGAGGAUUUGGAUGAAAGUCGGGUUUGGGAGAGUGACAUUAGGGUCCUUAAAGAACAUCUUGGAGAACAAGAAGUUUCCAUCUCAUUAAUUCUUGAUUCAGUGGAAGAAGGGGAUCUUGGAAAUUAUUCCUGCUAUGUUGAAAAUGGAUAUGGCCGCAGACAUGCUACAGUUAUACUACUUAAGAGAGAGCUGAUGUAUACAGUUGAACUUGCUGGAGGGCUUGGUGCCAUUCUGCUGCUACUUGUUUGUUUAGUGACUAUUUACAAGUGCUACAAGAUAGAAAUUAUGCUAUUCUACAGGAACCAUUUUGGUGCAGAAGAACUAGAUGGAGAUAACAAAGAUUAUGAUGCCUAUUUGUCAUAUACCAAAGUGGAUCCUGACCAAUGGAAUCAGGAAACUGGGGAAGAAGAACGAUUUGCUCUUGAGAUCUUACCAGAUAUGCUUGAAAAGCAUUAUGGGUACAAAUUAUUCAUUCCUGACAGAGAUUUAAUUCCAACUGGAACCUACAUAGAAGACGUGGCAAGAUGUGUAGACCAAAGCAAGCGACUGAUAAUUGUCAUGACUCCAAAUUAUGUGGUCAGAAGAGGUUGGAGCAUCUUUGAAUUGGAAACCAGACUUAGGAACAUGCUCAUUACAGGAGAAAUUAAAGUGAUCCUCAUUGAAUGCAGUGAACUCCGAGGAAUUAUGAACUACCAGGAAGUUGAGGCACUGAAACAUACCAUCAAGCUUCUAACUGUUAUUAAAUGGCAUGGACCAAAAUGCAACAAGUUGAAUUCCAAAUUCUGGAAACGUUUACAGUAUGAAAUGCCUUUUAAGAGGAUAGAACCUAUUACCCACGAGCAGGUUUUAGAUGUUAGUGAGCAGGGGCCCUUUGGGGAACUGCAGACGGUCUCAGCAAUUUCAAUGGCUGCUGCUACCUCCACUGCUCUUGCCACUGCCCACCCUGAUCUGCGUUCCACUUUUCAUAACACAUAUCAUUCACAGAUGCGUCAGAAACACUAUUAUCGAAGCUAUGAAUACGACGUACCUCCUACUGGCACCCUGCCUCUUACCUCAAUAGGUAACCAGCAUACUUAUUGCAACAUCCCAAUGACACUUAUUAAUGGACAGAGGCCACAGACAAAAACUAACCGAGAGCAGAAUCCUGACGAGGCUCAUACAAACAGUGCAAUCCUGCCCCUCUUACCACGGGAAACUAGUAUCUCCAGUGUCAUUUGGUGACAUCAGUGCAAGGGGGAAAUCACCUCCCUUGAUCAGAAGCAAGGUCUGCAGUCUGGUGCCUGGAACUACAUCCUCGACUGCUGCUGUUAAACAUGCAUUACAAUCUAUGAAAUAUGAGGAAAAACAGGGUCUUGUACAUAUGGUUUUGCAAAUUUCUUUGUAGCAUCAGUCUUCCUGUUUUACCCAUGUCUUUACCAUCCACACAUUGACUUUGUUUUAUAUGUCAUUAAGAUUUGUAUAUUUACAUUUUUUUUUAAAAAAAGAGAGAAAUGGAGAGACUGCUGUAUAGAUAGGAAUUUUUUUUCUUCAUUAGUAUAGUUUGUGUGUGCAUUUUAAACAUUUUUGGGGAAUGCUUGGAUAAAACUGUUUUUAAUCUAGAAGCAGUAUCCAUUUUCUUGGUCUGCCUAGGCCAAUACCCAGAGUCAUGCUUGCAGCAAUUCACCAUUGUCUGUCUGUGUGUAUGUGUGUGCGUAUGUGUGUGUGUAUGUGUGUGCAUGCACACAGGUGCCUGUGUGCAUGCAUGUAUAUGUGUGAAAACACUUGUUCUUGGGAGAUCCCCACAAAUGUUUCAUAAUCCUUUCUUCAUGUUUUUAUCACACUGCUACACUCUGCCCUUUUCCCCUCACCUUUUUAAAGCAGCACACUGAGUGAAAUUAAAGAUGGUCUAAUUGUCUAAUAUUUCACGUAGUAAAUAGUUGUGAACAGCAAAAAAAAAAAAUCCAGUCUGUAUUACUUGCUUCACAAUAACCACUAUAACCACUAUGGAAUCUAUAGAAAGAAUAAUAGAUUUUUCUGUUUGAUUUUAUGAGUUGUUUGUAUUCAUUUUAUAUAGAAAUAACAUGCCAACUCUAAUUCAUUCACUUCCUGGGAAAGUGUUGUAUGUGUUGUAAUUCCUACUACCUAUUUUGUUUGUCUGUUUGCUUGAAAUCAAUGGUUUCUUUUCUUCUUUACAUUCUUCAAAUGAGAUUAUUGACAUCUGCCAAGCAAGUAAGGCAGUAGGCACUGAAGUCCAUUAAAUCCUGGAGAGAUUUCCAAUGAUGGCUUCCAAACCAAAUUAAAAUAGAAGGACAAUAUCAAAAAUGGUUUAUCACAUUGUAUUACAUAAAAUGCUGUCUUUUAAGAAAUAUGGAACAUACUUUUUCAACAAGUUUGAAACAUAUGUAUAUUCAAGUUUGGUCAUCACCUUUUCUUUUCACUGAUACAUCCAGAAUUUAGCAUUCUUUAUUAUUCAUUAUUAUCUUUUCUUAAGCUUGUAAUAACACUACAUUUUUUAAUUCCAAGGUUGUUUAAAGGAGAUCUCAGGAGGUUGCAAAAAGUAAAUACCAACAAACAUCAAUAUUUUAUAAAAUAUUAAUAUUUAAAUCAGAAAGAGAAAUGUUGGAAAUAAUGUUAUUGAAUAAAAUAAACUAGUUUUAUUUUAAAUGUAUUAUUUCAUCUUUAAAGAAAGAAAAAGCAUGUAUUUUGGCUUUGCAAUUAUUUCUGCAUAAAUCUAAGGACUGAACUUUGUCUAUAUGGAUUCAAUAAGAAUUUGUCAUAAAUAUUAACAGAUUUAACUCGUCAUUCACUACUGUUAACAGAAUGAGCACUACUAUUCAUAUUUCCACUUACCAAUGCAACAGCCACCUUUCAUAUAAGAAGGUAGCCAACAAUAGAUUACAUAAUUACUAUAGCAUUAGACUAGUAGAGCACAUUUCUUACAACAUAAAUUGAUGUAGUGGAUUACUGAUAAUAAUUAACAUGCUAGAGGAGAAUAUAACAUUUUUAAUUUUGCAUUCAAAAAUGCCACAAUUUAACAGCAACAAUCACGUGAAACUGCAGAUCUUUUUCUUCAUUAGAAAGAAAAGGAGAGAGUUUUCUACAUAACAAUACAUAGUCAAUAUAAUGGAUGUAUUGUGCAUUUAUUUUGACUGUCAUCAUAAAAAAGGCCUAUAUUUUAGGUCAAAUAAGAUGUUAUCAAUUAAUUUUAACCUAAAACCCAGAUGUGUGGGUUCCAUUGGUACAUGAAAAAUUACUGGUAUUAUAAUAAAGCUAGUCAAGAAAACAUCUGAAAGCUGAAUUAAAAUGUAUAGGAUGUAUUUUGAUAUAAUUUAACUAGCAAUAUUCAUUUCUGUGACUGUUCACUCAAGUCUUUUUCUAGUAGUUUGCUAUUUUGCUGGUCUCUACCUUUACCACAUAAAAAAGAAAAAAUGUGGACAUGUGCAAAAUAAAAUCACACCAAGCAUUUAAUGCUGUCAGCUAGGAUUUGAAAGUUCACAUUCUUUGAAAGUCCACUCUCUGAAAAUUUAAAAUAGUUAUUACUGGUUAUAGACACCAGCCAGGCACUAGUGGAAUUAAUCACUAUUGAUAAAAUUCCAAAUCUGAGAACUUCAAAUAACUAACAAAAGAUGCAACUGCUUUCUCUUUGAAAUUUUUAAUCUACAUUUUGUUUGUGAAGUAAUGUAAAACAUUGCAAUCUGACCACAGUCACACUGUAGAUUCUAGCUGGAUGGUAUUCUUUUUUUUUUUUUUUUUC